Molecule: messenger RNA, 871 nt
Organism: Pistacia vera
Lineage: Eukaryota; Viridiplantae; Streptophyta; Magnoliopsida; Sapindales; Anacardiaceae
Exons: 7
Coding region: 320-871 (183 amino acids)
Source: RefSeq, a predicted model, not a curated record
UUUGCCCUAGCUUUUUCCCCAAAUUUCCCAAACGCACAACCCAAAUUUCAUCUCUUCUCCACACAUGUUUGCCCUCGCUGUUGCCCGAAUUUCCAAACUGUAGAACCUGACUUCUAUCUUUUCCCCACGCAUCUUCAUCUCUUCGAUCUGACGCGCCUUCAUCUUAAUCGCUGUUGCCCGAAUUUCCGAAUUGCAGAACCUGACUUCAUCUCUUCUCCACGCAUCUUCAUCAUUCAAUUGAUCUCCUUGGUUUCCUUCAUUCAUCGAAUAUGAGGCAGUCGCUAAUCUCCCUUUGGGAAAAGACUACAAGAAGGAAGAAAUGGAAAUAAUGAUGUGUGCGGCACGCCUCUGCCUCUUGCAUUCAUCUUCUAGAAGGCCAACAAUGAAGACGGAUCUGAAGCAAAAGCUGAAGUACUUGCUAACAAUCACAGUUGGUCUGAAUCAGAGGCAAAAUAUUGAUAGAAUGGUUAAAAAGUUUUCUGAGGAUUUCCAACUUUUGCUUUUCCACUAUGAUGGUCGGACAAGUGAAUGGGAUGAAUUUGAGUGGUCAAAGAGCGCAAUCCAUGUUAGUGCAAGGAGACAAACAAAAUGGUGGUAUGCAAAAUGGUUUUUGCAUCCUGACGUUGUUGCAGCUUAUGAGUAUAUUUUUAUUUGGGAUGAAGAUCUUGGCAUGGAACACUUCAACGGGGAGAAGUUUACAGAAGAGAAACCUGGCUGUUGCAGUGAUCCACAUGUGCCUCCAUGUGUUGCUACUUGCAUGCUAGUUAUUGACAUGAAAAAUCAUGCUUUAGUGAAGAAAUGUCAAUUGCCUGUUGGCAAUAACGAAUAUUUAUGGUUCCUUAUAUACGACUUGUUAAUUGACACAUUUUAA